Molecule: messenger RNA, 1331 nt
Organism: Aegilops tauschii subsp. strangulata
Lineage: Eukaryota; Viridiplantae; Streptophyta; Magnoliopsida; Poales; Poaceae
Product: bZIP transcription factor 53
Biological process (GO): positive regulation of DNA-templated transcription
Cellular component (GO): nucleus
Molecular function (GO): DNA-binding transcription factor activity; transcription cis-regulatory region binding
Source: RefSeq, a predicted model, not a curated record
UCCCAGCGCUUAGAAACCUUCCCCAUCAUCUCUACCUUCUUAUGCAUUAGAGCCCCCGGAGUUGCCUUCGAUUUGCAGCUAAGUCCUGCUUUCUUUCUCCCUUCCCGUUCUUACGUUUCAGUCCCUGUAGCUUCUUUUUUCCUUACAGUCUACUCCCCGUUCCGUUGCAAAUAAGCCCCUGAGCUCUGUCACAUUCUAGCCUCGACUCCUUGGUCUUGGGAGGAGUUCGUCGCAGAUCCGAUCUAGAGAGCCUCCCCGCACCACCCAUGUUUACCUUCCCCUUCCUCUGACGGCCGCCGUCCCCCGAUGAAGCUGCGCGUCCGCUGCCGCUCCCACUCCUUCUCCGUCGCCUUCCUCUACUGGUUCUACGACUUCUCAUGAACUCCUCGCCCCUCGACAACGCCGCAUCCAUCCUGCCUCUAGUUGAUUAGAUCCAGCUCCGUUUCUUCCCCUUUCCUGUCUUCUUCCUUCCCGCCAUCAAAGAAAAGAGAUCUUUUUCCUGGUUCUUGGAUCGAGAACCCGACCGACCAUGUCGUCGCCAUCGCGCCGGAGCUCCAGCCCCGAGAGCAACAUCGCCGGCGGCAGCGGCAGCGGCUCCGCCGGUGACGAGCGCAAGCGCAAGAGGAUGCUGUCCAACAGGGAGUCGGCGAGGCGGUCCCGCGCGCGCAAGCAGCAGCGGAUGGAGGAGCUCAUCACCGAGGCCAGCCGCCUCCAGGCCGAGAACGCGCGCGUGGAGGCCCAGAUCGGCGCCUACACGACCGAGCUGACCAAGGUGGACGGCGAGAACGCCGUGCUCCGCGCGCGCCACGGCGAGCUCGCCGGGCGGCUGCAGGCGCUCGGCGGCGUCCUGGAGAUCUUCCAGGUGGCCGGCGCUCCCGUGGACAUCCCGGAGAUCCCCGACCCGCUGCUCCGCCCGUGGCAGUCCCCGUUCGCGCCCCAGCUGGCCGCCGCCGGUGGCAUGCCCGACGCGUUCCAGUUCUGAGCCAAGAGCCGCCAAGACAUGUCAUGCCACUGCAUUGGACCACCAUGGAUGUGGUUGCUGCUCAUCUACUGCUGCUGAAGAAUACUAGUACUACCAGUUUGUUUGGUUCAUGUUUAAUUAUGGUUUGAUUCGUGUUGCUUAUGUAAUCCUAGACCAUUAUUAGUACUUAUUUUGUGAUUGUAAUCUUCCUAUGCUCCUAGCCAGUGGAUAUGGAUAAGAACAAUGUCAUUGAUGUGUGGGGGAGCGCAAAUGGAUUGUGCGUAUCUUUGGGUGAUUUGUAAUAACAUCUUGACAUGGAACCUAUAUAUAUGUUUGCAUCAAAUUAUUUAGGCAUGUGUUACUUUGGCAA